AGGUGAUCUAGUAUUUCGUAUAAGACUACCGUUACAUCCAGAAGUCGGAAAAUUUGAAUUUUGCCUCGGGACACCCGAGCCUACUCCCAAGGCAAGGGCUGCUACAACCUCCCCUACUGACAAAACAAAAUUCACCCGAUCUUUUGGGUGUUAUUCCACAGAAAUCAAUAAAAACCUACACAUCCGAUCUCCCCAUUUGACUGAUUUCAUCACAUUCUUUUGUUGUUUAAACCAAAAAAAUCUCGAACAGGAACAAAUUCUGUGAAUUUACGAGGGUUGUGUGAGGUUAAAGAUUUUAUGAGGAACAACAACAACAACAUAUCCGGUAACCAAUGUCUCCGUGGGUUUUCGAAAGACUGGAUUCACUGAAUGCCGGAGAACCAACAGCCGGAGAACAAUUUGAACCAUUUUCCACUUUACAGUCAACUGUAAAUGCUGAUGGUAGGCGAUUUUCUGAUGUGACAAAUACCCAUUCUUUUUCAAGGAGAAGAAAAAACCCAGAGAGUUUAUGCUCAACACGCAUUUGCAACAAAGAAAAUUCAGAAAACCAGGAGAUAGCUUACUUGAAGAAUCUCGUUAUACAGAAAGAAACCAUUCUUGAAUCCACCAGACAAGAAUUGCAGAAAGCACUGUCCUAUUCAUACAAAACAUCUCAGCAAAACAAGCAGUUGACUCAAACCAAUGGCCAAAUAUUUGCGGAAUUAUGCGAUCUUAGAGAAAAGUGCAAGGUGCUAGAGCAUAAGUACAAUCAAAUGACUGCGGUGUUUAGACUCAAAAGAACGGAGCUUGAGGGAAAAGUGAGAGACCUGUCACAGAAACUGGAAAACAAGCACCCAAGCUUAACCAAGGAUUGCGGACAAAGUGACAAUCAAUUUCAUUCUGAACCAGGACAUUUAUCUUCCAGACAGAACCAGAAUUGUUCCUGUGAAAAUCUAGACCAGGACUCAAAUCAUGGCGAAAAUUCUCCAAGGACGAAUUUGCCCAAAAAAGAAGGAAAGAGAGAUGGUAAAAGGGAAGCUGACAGUUUCUCAAGAGCAAAUAUGUCAGUGAAUGAGGAUGCUCCAAAUGAAAAAAGGAUUUUUCUGAGAAGGCAUUCUACUCAUGUCAGUUACAAAGAACCUAACCUAAACACUAAGCUUAGGCGAUCAGAUCCAACUGUGUCUACUCAAAAGCUGCUCCAAAGCAAUAAUCACACUACUUCAAAUGUCUUAGAAAAUCUGGAUAAAGCAAGUAAAGGGGACAUUACAAAUGAGGUUGAAAGCUCUUCAAGGAUAAAUUUGUUAGCAAAUGAAGAAAACAAAAAUAAUAAAAGGGUAGGUUCAAAACAAUGUCCAUCCAGCAGUAUCAAUGGAGAUUUAAAUCUGAUUGCAAACACCAAGCAUCAAUCUAGAGUCCACCAGCAUCACUUACAAGAAAAUGCAGCUUGUAAUGAUUCAAUAUUUAACACUACCCUAGAUGCAGCAGAACUAAGGAGGUCAUCAACUGGAAGGCCAAUUCGGAAAGCAGUAGAGACUGUAUCCUCAUACAAGGAAAUUCCUAGAAAUGUAAAAUUGCGAAGGUCUCAAUGACUCUUACAGUUAGUAGUAGAAUUUUAUUUUUAUUAAAAUCUUCAUUGUUUAACUAAAGUGGGGGGAAUCUGAAUGAUCUCGUAGCAAAGGCAUCAAUUUGCUGAUAAAAGCACUUUACUGUACAUAUCUUCAUUCUUUUAGAUAGUUCUAACAACCAGAGGCAACAUUUGAAAUUAUUUCUUUUGGAUUUAGAAUAUUCUUAUUGUUUGGGGUUGUAGGCUCCCUUGAGAAAAUUUUUACCCAAAGGCCUCAGCAUGCCUGUUGAGAGUCUGGCAUUCAAUUUGUUUUCAAACUAUGAAAAUCUUAAAUGUUGUCUUAUAACAGAAUUGAUUCAUUUUGUAGGA
Messenger RNA from Cryptomeria japonica (Japanese cedar), 1912 nucleotides. RefSeq names its product shugoshin-1. The transcript has 13 exons. The record is from RefSeq and is a predicted model, not a curated record. The coding region runs from base 333 to 1568 and encodes 411 amino acids. Gene Ontology annotation, cellular component: nucleus; chromosome, centromeric region. Gene Ontology annotation, biological process: meiotic sister chromatid segregation; maintenance of meiotic sister chromatid cohesion. Lineage: Eukaryota; Viridiplantae; Streptophyta; Pinopsida; Cupressales; Cupressaceae.